Molecule: messenger RNA, 1464 nt
Organism: Talaromyces rugulosus
Lineage: Eukaryota; Fungi; Ascomycota; Eurotiomycetes; Eurotiales; Trichocomaceae
Exons: 4
Coding region: 1-1464 (487 amino acids)
Biological process (GO): glucosylceramide catabolic process
Molecular function (GO): glucosylceramidase activity
Source: RefSeq, a predicted model, not a curated record
AUGUUGCUUCAAACCCUCAAACUGGCCAGCCUGGUGGCUGUGGGCCUGCCUGUCUCAAGCCAUGGACGCACCAUCUCUAAGAGAAGCGUCUCGUCGGCCCAGGCGUGGGUGAGCUCCAACGACGGCUCGUACCAGCUGGGCAACUACACUGCUCCAACACAGGGCUCCAGUGGCACUUUGAGCAGUACAUCGACCUGGAACCUGACCGUGGACGAUACCUCGUCCGGACACAAGCAGACCAUCGACGGCUUUGGAGCUGCUGUCACCGAUGCCACCGUGACCGUCUUCUCCGAGCUCAGUUCGGACCAGCAAAGCGCCGUCCUAAACGACCUCUUCACUGACACCACCAACGACGGCGCCUCGUUCAAUCUGAUGCGCCAUACCAUCGCCUCGUCCGAUCUGUCCUCGAGCGUUUACACCUACGAUGACGCGAGCAGCGCCGACACCGACCUGUCUAGCUGGAGCCUGACGGACGCUGGAAACAACAUGGUUAGCUGGAUCAGCAAGUUCGCCUCUGCUAGCGGGUCGAUGAAGCUGCUGGGCUCCAGCUGGAGCCCGCCAGGCUGGAUGAAGCUCAAUGGCGUGACGUCUGGAUCCACCGACGACAACAACCUCGACCCGCAGUAUGCAGACGCAUUCGCGGACUAUUUUGUCAAGUACAUCCAGGCCUUUGCUGACGGGGGCGUGACUGUCGAUGCCAUCACCAUUCAGAAUGAGCCACUCAACAGCCAGUCGGGGUAUCCGACCAUGUAUGUCAGCGCAGACGAUUCGACCAACUUUAUCCAGAACAACGUCGGCCCAGCGCUGAAAAGUGCAAACUUGGACACUGAGAUUUGGGCUUAUGACCAUAACACAGAUGUCCCUAGCUAUCCCCAGGCUGUUCUUGACGGGGCCAGCUCCUACGUGUCGACUGUUGCCUGGCAUUGCUAUGCCCAGAACAACAACUGGAGUGUGCUGACUGACUUUCACAACACCAAUCCCGACGUCCAGCAAUACAUGACCGAGUGCUGGACCUCGGAAAUCAACGACUGGUCCAGCACCAUUGAUUUCACCAUGGGACCGCUACAAAACUGGGCUUCUGGCGUGAUAGCCUGGACCUUAGGCACCGACACCAGUGACAGCCCUCACCUCGACGGCGGCUGCACGACUUGUCGAGGAGUUGUUACCGUCGACACCGACGCCGGCACCUACAGCAAGACAGCCGACUACUACUAUCUCGCCCAAUUCUCGCGCUUCCUGCCGCGUGGAUCCAUCGCCCUCGACACAACUGGUAGCUACGACUACGGCAGCGGCAACAAGGUCGAGGCCCAGGCAUUUGUGCAGCCGGACGGCACAAGAGUAGUUGUGAUUCAGAAUGGGUUUGAUAACGAGGUCGAUCUUACCGUCACCUUCAACAGCGGCGAGACUUGGACUGGGCCGUUGUACUCGCAGAGCUUGACGACUUGGCUGUUGCCGUCUGCAUGA